AGGGGUGGUCACUUUAAUUGUCGGGCGCUCUAUCGGAUGCCCGAUAGGCGGAUACGAAUGCCGCUUUCCUUCUGUUAUCGAUAAAACAUACAAAUAAAUACAAGUCUAAACAUAAAAAUGGAAGGAGCAGAACCAAAUGCCUUGUGGACGUUCAAGCUGAUGGCGCCGUUCGUGCUCUUUGGCUACCUGACCGGCCUCGUGGUGGCACUCGCUUGGAACUGGUGGCAACUGGGACAUUUAAGCCUGGGCAUCAACCUGACACUCGCGAUUCCAGUGGCGGCGAUCGGGGCGAUCCUCUACAGCCGACCUGUAAGGUGCAUCCUGGCGCUGGCCGUUCCCUCGCUGUGCAGUUCCCGGGGCAGGGCAUUCCUCAUCAGUCUCGCGUUCGUACUAGCUGCCGUUGGACCCACGGCCAACAUACUGGCCAACAUGAAGGUGAUGCUUCGCAGCCUCGCCUGCGGACAGGAGCUGUUGCGCCGCGCGCUCGGCCAGAUGCUGGACGUAAUCCUAGAGCCGGUGAAUGCCAUCCAGUUGGCAGUGGACCUGUUGCUCCAGGAAGUACGCCGGGUCCUCAAGCAGGCCAUGUUGGUGCUUCUCCGCAUCCAGGACCACCUGAUCGCUAUUAUUGACACACUUAAAAACUGCGCCUCCUGGCUGAAAUCCGUCGUGGAUCUGUGCAACACGGAAAUGGGAACUCCGUGGGCGCGCUGCAAAAGCACAGCACAACGUGCCAUGGUUAGGUGCCAGGCCAAGAUGGGGGUCUUCAAGGCGCUCUGCCAUGCCUCCAAACUGUUUCUGGCCCUCUGCUAUCCCGCCAAGAUCUUCGAUGUGUUCUGCAGCGGUUACUGGGACGUUAGCUGGGCCCUCCUGGACAAGAUAUUGGAACGAUACCGCGAAUUUGUGAGGAACAUAGAGCAAAUGUUUGACGCCAAUAUCACCUUCGAGCACGAGUUUUUCUUUGAUACGAACUCAUCCAAGAGUUUGGCCGACGUGGGCGAGGAGAUAAUCCAGGAUAUCAACCAGCGACUGUCGCCGUUUAUCUUCCUGCAAAGCUUCGUGGACAUUCUCUGUUGGGUCAUGGUGGUUACAGUGUUUCUUAAAGCCACCAUAUUUUACCUGCGCUACAUGAACAGUCGGCAGUUUCAGAAUGUGUUCCUGACAAAGAUACUGAGUGCUAUCGACAAGCGGCACGGAAAGCUCGGAUUUGAAUAUUUGCUGCCUUUGCAACGGCUUGAGAAGGCAAAAUACAUGAAGCUUACCAGUCUACGCCUUACCUUUUUCGAGUUUGUUUCCAUCGUUGAGAAUGCCUGCUUCAUGAUGACCACUUGUCUGCAGCUCUUCGCGAUCUGCUUUCUUGACUACGGGCUCUUCUGGCUGCUUGCCACGAUGUCCUUUCACGGACACCAAGAGGCCGGGCUGGAGGUGCCUGCCUAUAUCGAUCUGGAGAUCAAGGGCGGGGGUUUUGUUGCCGAUAUCAUGCGGGGAAUCGCGAAUGCCUUUCGACCCCUCACUCAGAAAAGCGUUCUAGACACCAAUCCCUGCCUACCGCUGCCCGUAGAACCGGACUAUGCCGAGUAUAUUCUGAUAUUAGUGCUCUGCCUGCUCGCCUGGCUGAUCUUGCUGGCCGAGCCGUAUGUUUUGCGCACUCGCCAUCUUAUCAUGGCCUACUUUUACCCGGAUAGAGCCAAGGAAAGAGCCAUGUUUCUGUACAACAGGAUCUCCGAUGAUAGAACAAGCCUCUUUCAGUUUGCCCGUCGCAGGAAGCGAAAUGCAUAUAACCAUAAACGGAAUGUGGAGCACCUCAGAUGUUUUAAUUGGCUAAGUAAAGGAUUCGCCGGACUUCUCCGCAGGUGCUGCUGCUGGUCCGCCAGUCAAAAUAAAGAAAGGUGCACCAUAUGCGGCCUAUCCCUGACUUCCUCGACUCGUAAUCCCUGCGACACUCCAGGCUGCGAGGGCGUCUACUGCGAUGAGUGCUUCGAAAAGUCUUACAGGAAGUGCUGCCUGUGCAAACGGCCGGUGGACUAUGGCGAUUUCUCCGACGUUUCUGAAGUGGACGACUCUUCGGACAAUUCCGAAAAAGAGUCAUUCCGAGAGAAGCGGUACAGGGAGAUCUGCGGAAGUCAAAGCCAGAAACGUGUGACGAGAAACAAACCUUAGAGCAUACCAGAUUCUUAAUAAGUAAUUCUAAAAAUACUUGUUUUAAUCCCUACCUCAGAAGAAAAUUAGCAGAAUGAAGAAUAGUUCCAACACCUGA
Messenger RNA from Drosophila rhopaloa, 2254 nucleotides. Its product is annotated as DC-STAMP domain-containing protein 2. Gene Ontology annotation, cellular component: membrane. The record is from RefSeq and is a predicted model, not a curated record. The transcript is spliced from 9 exons. Lineage: Eukaryota; Metazoa; Arthropoda; Insecta; Diptera; Drosophilidae. The coding region runs from base 118 to 2157 and encodes 679 amino acids.